AUGGAAUGCUAUGGGUGCAAGACAUGCCUUGCCAAAGUCGACCACCUCUGCUUCUAUCACAAGAGCGAGCGCGAAGUACACCUCAUCUUCCGCCCUGAAUGCCGUUAUGCCCUGGACAAAACUAUGACUGUCCAGGAGCCUGCAAAGAAAAAGGCAAAAGUAAUCUGCAGAAGUUGCAACAUCGGGGUCGCCUCGGAAUUGCCUUUUGGUCCAAGCAGCACGCCGUUCGUUGGUUUUGCCGCUGAUUCCGUGGUGGUUUUGGCCACACCCUUGGGCAAGAAGCAGAAGUGGGCUGAGAUGUGUCGGCAUGAGCCAUUUCGCAGGAUUGAGGUCCGGACCGACGACACUUUCUUUGGGCCUAAAGCAUCCACUGCAAGCGUGCCGCCAUCUGAAACUGAUUCUUUCGCUUCGGGGCAAGUACCUGAGACGGUGGUCAUGAAUCCCAAAAUGGAUGUGAGACUUGCAGCCCAGCUGGAAGAGUUCUCUUGGCACGGCCUCACAGACACCUUGCCGCGGCCAUAUCAAAUAGAAGCAUUUGUAGAAUGCCUGGCUCGUGAUCUUCUGGUCAUAUUCCCGACGGGCUGUGGCAAGACCCUGGUUGCAGCACUGCUUUUGGCGCGUAUGGCACGGCUGAACCCCAAUCGCAUGGGCCUUUUCAUCGUUGAUCGAGUCCCACUGGUCUUUCAGCAGGGAGCUGCGAUAUCGAUGGAGACACAGUUGAAGGUCUGCCGGGUGUGCGGCGAGAACAAGACCAAAGCGACAAUGCGGGAGCUGAAGGAGAGCUAG
Molecule: messenger RNA, 786 nt
Organism: Symbiodinium natans
Lineage: Eukaryota; Dinophyceae; Suessiales; Symbiodiniaceae
Source: the annotation of a GenBank genome assembly